This is a messenger RNA of Juglans regia (Persian walnut), 417 nucleotides long. RefSeq lists its product as uncharacterized. Gene Ontology annotation, molecular function: nucleic acid binding. The record is from RefSeq and is a predicted model, not a curated record. NCBI's taxonomy places the organism in Eukaryota, Viridiplantae, Streptophyta, Magnoliopsida, Fagales, Juglandaceae. Gene Ontology annotation, biological process: DNA integration. Bases 1 to 417 code for a protein of 138 amino acids. The transcript has a single exon.
AUGUAUGGCGUUACCCAUCACAUGGCGACACCAUACCAUCCUCAAAUGAGCGGCCAGAUUGAGGUGUCUAAUAGGGAGCUGAAGCGCAUACUGGAGAAGACCAUGGGUAUCUCUCGGACAAACUGGGCGAGAAGGUUAGAUGAUGCGCUAUGGGCCUAUCAGACAACAUUCAAAAUACCAAUCAAGAUGUCGCCUUAUCGGCUCGUUUAUGGAAAAGCCUAUCAUUUACCCGUGGAGCUAGAACACAGAGUCUAUUGGGCUACGAGGACACUGAACUUCAAUUUACAAGCGGCUAGCAAGAAGAGAAUAUUACAAAUAAAUGAGAGGGAUGAGUUCCACAAUGAUACUUGUAAAAAUGCUCGGAUUUACAAAGAUAAAACUAAAAGAUGGCAUGACAAGCAUAUUCUGAUAAAAUGA